AUGCCCAUCAUUGCAGGGAAGUCAAGUCAGCAGAAACUUGAAGCAUCUGGGUACAUUGCAUCACAGGCAGGAAGCAAAAGUCAGCAGCAGCUGUUGGAGACCCAGCGGCGGCGCAUAGAAGAGCUGGAGGGCCAGUUGGACCAGCUCACCCAGGAGAACCGCGACCUGCGGGAGGAGAGCCAGCUGCACCGUGGGGAACUGCACCGGGACCCCCUUGGCGCGCGGGAUAGUCCUGGCCGCGAGAGCCAGUACCAGAACCUGCGUGAGACCCAGUUCCACCACCGCGAGCUGCGGGAGAGCCAGUUCCACCAGGCGUCCCGGGACGUGGGCUACCCGAACCGGGAUGGCGCUUACCAGAACCGGGAAGCUAUCUAUCGGGAUAAGGAGCGAGAAGCCUCUUAUCAGCUCCAGGACACUACCGGUUACACAGCCCGCGAGCGCGACGUGGCCCAGUGCCACCUGCACCAUGAGAACCCAGCCCUGGGUCGCGAGCGUGGCGGGAGGGAGGCUGGGCCAGCGCACCCGGGCCGCGAGAAGGAAGCCGGCUAUUCCGCGGCGGUGGGCGUGGGGCAGCGGCCACCGCGGGAGCGGGGCCAGUUGAGUCGUGGCGCAUCCCGAAGCUCCAGCCCUGGCGCGGGCGGAGGUCACAGCACCAGUACCAGCACCAGCCCGGCUACAACCCUCCAGAGAAAAUCUGAUGGUGAGAAUUCCAGAACAGUCAGUGUGGAGGGUGAUGCCCCAGGCAGUGACCUGAGCACAGCGGUUGAUAGUCCUGGGAGCCAACCCCCCUACCGCCUGAGCCAGCUGCCCCCCACCAGCAGCCACAUGGGGGGCCCCCCUGCUGGGGUGGGCCUUCCUUGGGCUCAGAGGGCACGCCUCCAGCCGGCCAGUGUCGCCCUGAGGAAGCAGGAGGAGGAGGAGAUAAAGCGCUCCAAGGCCCUGUCAGACAGCUAUGAACUCUCCACAGACCUGCAGGACAAGAAGGUGGAAAUGCUGGAGAGGAAGUAUGGGGGCUCCUUCCUGAGCCGCAGGGCUGCCAGGACCAUCCAGACAGCCUUUCGCCAGUACCGUAUGAAUAAGAACUUUGAGCGGCUGCGCAGCUCAGCUUCAGAGAGCCGCAUGUCCCGCCGCAUCAUCUUGUCCAACAUGCGGAUGCAGUUCUCCUUUGAGGAGUACGAGAAAGCACAGAACCCUGCAUACUUCGAGGGCAAGCCUGCCUCAUUGGAUGAGGGUGCCAUGGCUGGCGCCCGGAGCCACCGGCUUGAACGGGGCCUCCCCUAUGGAGGCUCCUGUGGUGGGGGCAUCGAUGGUGGUGGAAGUUCAGUCACCACAUCUGGAGAGUUUUCUAAUGACAUCACAGAGCUGGAGGACUCCUUCUCCAAACAGGUAAAGUCUCUAGCUGAAUCCAUUGAUGAGGCCCUGAACUGCCAUCCAUCCGGGCCUAUGUCUGAGGAGCCAGGGUCAGCCCAACUGGAGAAGCGGGAAUCAAAGGAACAGCAAGAAGACAGCUCAGCCACAUCCUUCAGUGACCUCCCCCUCUACUUGGAUGACCCAGUUCCUCCUCCAUCACCUGAGCGACUGCCCAGCACAGAGCCCCCACCCCAAGGCCGCCCUGAGUUCUGGGCACCAGCUCCCCUACCACCAGUUCCUCCACCAAUGCCACCAGGGACCCGGGAAGAUGGUAGCCGUGAGGAAGGCACUCGAAGGGGUCCUGGGUGCUUGGAGUGCCGGGAUUUCCGGCUCCGGGCUGCACACCUCCCUCUCCUCACCAUUGAGCCUCCCAGUGACAGUUCUGUAGACCUGAGUGACCGCUCAGAUCGCGGCUCUGUCCACCGCCAGCUGGUGUAUGAGGCUGAUGGCUGCAGUCCCCAUGGGACCCUGAAGCACAAGGGGCCACCAGGCAGGGCCCCAAUCCCACACCGCCACUACCCUGCCCCUGAGGGUCCAGCUCCAGCCCCACCAGGGCCCCUGCCACCAGCCCCCAAUAGUGGUACUGGGCCCAGUGGUGUGGCUGGAGGUCGGAGGUUGGGGAAAUGUGAGGCAGCAGGUGAAAACUCUGAUGGUGGAGACAAUGAGAGCCUUGAGAGCUCCAGCAACUCUAAUGAGACUAUCAACUGCAGCUCUGGCUCCUCCUCUCGGGAUAGCCUGAGGGAACCUCCAGCCACUGGCCUGUGCAAGCAGACUUACCAGCGGGAGACGAGGCACAGCUGGGACUCGCCAGCUUUCAACAAUGAUGUGGUACAAAGGCGGCAUUACAGAAUUGGCCUCAACCUCUUCAAUAAGAAGCCAGAGAAGGGUAUCCAGUAUUUGAUCGAGCGAGGCUUCCUGUCUGACACUCCUGUGGGGGUGGCUCACUUCAUCCUGGAGCGGAAAGGCCUGAGCCGGCAGAUGAUAGGGGAAUUCCUGGGGAACCGGCAGAAGCAGUUCAACAGAGAUGUGUUGGACUGUGUGGUGGAUGAGAUGGACUUCUCCUCUAUGGAUUUGGACGAUGCACUCAGGAAGUUCCAAUCCCAUAUCCGAGUUCAGGGUGAGGCCCAGAAAGUGGAGCGACUCAUUGAAGCUUUCAGCCAGCGGUACUGUGUCUGUAACCCUGCCCUCGUACGCCAGUUCCGGAACCCAGACACCAUCUUCAUCCUUGCUUUUGCCAUCAUCCUCCUCAAUACCGAUAUGUACAGCCCCAGUGUCAAGGCUGAACGCAAGAUGAAGCUGGAUGACUUCAUUAAGAACCUGAGAGGAGUUGACAAUGGUGAAGACAUCCCCCGGGACCUUCUGGUAGGCAUCUACCAGCGCAUCCAAGGUCGUGAACUGAGGACCAACGAUGACCAUGUGUCCCAGGUGCAGGCUGUGGAGCGCAUGAUUGUUGGCAAGAAACCGGUCCUGUCGCUCCCUCACCGUCGACUGGUUUGCUGCUGCCAGCUCUAUGAGGUGCCAGAUCCAAACCGCCCCCAGAGGCUGGGGCUGCAUCAGCGGGAAGUCUUCCUCUUCAAUGACCUCCUUGUGGUCACCAAAAUUUUCCAGAAGAAGAAGAUCUUGGUGACAUACAGCUUCCGUCAGUCCUUUCCCCUGGUGGAAAUGCAUAUGCAGCUCUUCCAGAAUUCAUAUUAUCAGUUUGGGAUCAAGUUACUGUCUGCGGUACCUGGAGGGGAACGAAAAGUCCUCAUCAUCUUUAAUGCUCCUAGCCUCCAAGACAGGCUACGCUUUACCUCUGACCUGCGGGAGUCCAUUGCUGAGGUGCAGGAGAUGGAGAAGUACCGUGUGGAAUCGGAGCUGGAGAAGCAGAAAGGUAUGAUGCGGCCUAAUGCCUCUCAGCCUGGAGGAGCCAAGGACUCAGUGAAUGGGACUCUGGCCCGCAGUAGUCUGGAGGACACUUAUGGGGCAGGCGAUGGGCUCAAGCGGGGUGCACUCAGUAGUUCCCUGCGAGACCUCUCUGAUGCAGGUAAGUGUUCUGAACCCCUAUUCUGGCUGGGGAGAUAUGGGACCAGGUAUCCUCUUUGCCUCCUGUCACUGGCUGUUAGCCUU
This is a messenger RNA of Mastomys coucha (southern multimammate mouse), 3519 nucleotides long. Its product is annotated as IQ motif and SEC7 domain-containing protein 2. NCBI's taxonomy places the organism in Eukaryota, Metazoa, Chordata, Mammalia, Rodentia, Muridae. Gene Ontology annotation, molecular function: guanyl-nucleotide exchange factor activity; protein binding. Gene Ontology annotation, biological process: regulation of ARF protein signal transduction; actin cytoskeleton organization. The transcript is spliced from 14 exons. The annotation marks the transcript as partial. The record is from RefSeq and is a predicted model, not a curated record.